Messenger RNA from Paracoccidioides lutzii Pb01, 912 nucleotides. RefSeq lists its product as hypothetical. Gene Ontology annotation, cellular component: Golgi membrane. The record is from RefSeq and is a predicted model, not a curated record. The coding region runs from base 1 to 912 and encodes 303 amino acids. The transcript has 4 exons.
AUGCCGGCCCAGCGAACUUUGGCAGCACGGUUUCCCGGCGGGAAUCGACGAUACGAAUGCCUAGGUUUUUUCGGAGGUGAGAAAAGCCCUUCUGUUACUAGUAGUCGAUUGCUUUUAUCGCUGUUCAAGUUCCCGCAGAUGGACUUUGAGAUGGCGAUUUGGGAAAUGACGUCGCUACUUGUUGCGCCGAAGAAAGUGUUCAAGUCCAUGUAUUAUCAUGUUAAAACAAAAAACACCUGGCACCGGCCUGACCCCUCUUUCACAUACCUCCUCUCCUUCUUCCUCUUCCUCACCGCCCUCGCCUGGGGUUUAGCAUACACACCCUCUUUCGGCGCCAUAGCGCGUUUAUCCCUCCUUUUCAUAUUCGGGCACUUCAUCGGCUCGUCCCUCCUCGUCUCGACACUGGCAUAUUUUCUCGUUGGGAGGCUUUUCGGACCCGGUGGGCCUGCGGCGAAAAUCGGCGAGUGGAGGGGUGGCUGCGGCGAAAAUCGGCGAGUGGAGGGGUGGCAAGGCUAUGCGCAGGGGCUGUUUGCGCAGCCUGGUGAGAAGGAGCAGGUUGAGUUUGGAUAUUGUUUUGAUGUCUCGAACCGUGCCUUCUUCCCACUAUACCUACACCUAUACGUCCUUCAAUUCCUCCUCCUCCCAAUCCUCAUACGACAUUCAUCAUCCACCACCGAAUCACCGCCCAGCACCCUCGCCACAUUCCUCGGGAAUACCCUAUACCUCUCCGCGCUGACAUAUUACACCUAUAUCACCUUCCUGGGAUAUAACGCCCUUCCAUUUCUCUACCAUACGGAACUCCUACUCAUCCCUAUUCUUAUCCUCACCGUAUUGUGGCUGGUCAGCUUGAUCGUGGGCUGGGGAGUAGUGGGCCAGGGGCUGGCCGUCGAGGGGCUGUUUUGGGGGGUAUGA